This is a messenger RNA of Rotaria sp. Silwood1, 738 nucleotides long. NCBI's taxonomy places the organism in Eukaryota, Metazoa, Rotifera, Eurotatoria, Philodinida, Philodinidae. The record is from the annotation of a GenBank genome assembly.
AUGGGUGAUACGAAUGGACAAGUCGUAGCUGGUGGCAAAGGUCAAGGAAAUCGCUUAGAUCAAUUGAAUUGGCCAACCGAUGUGCUAAUCGACAAAGAGACUGAUAGUCUCAUUAUUUGCGAUUGGCAGAAUCGACGAGUCGUACGAUGGUCUCGUCGUAGUGGCACAACUCAAGGAGAAAUUCUCAUUGACAACAUCGAUUGUUGUGGAUUGUUCAUGGAUGAUCAGAGAUAUCUCUACGUCUCUGACACGGAAAAACAUGAAGUAAGACGAUAUCAAAUAGGAGACAAGAAUGGAAUUACUGUGGCUGGUGGAAAUGGCACAGGUGCUGGUCUCAAUCAACUCAACUUUCCGACCUACAUCUUUGUCGAUCAACAACAGACUGUCUACGUGUCAGACAACAACAAUCAUCGUGUCAUUAAAUGGAAUAAAGGUGCAAAAGAAGGCAUUGUCAUCGCUGGAGGUGAAGGUGAAGGGGAGGCUCUGACACAAUUGUCUUAUCCUUACGGACUCCUCGUCGAUACGUUGGGUACCAUCUAUGUGGCAGAUUCGAAGAAUCAUCGAGUGAUGCGUUGGCCUAAAGGAGCAAAACAGGGUACUGUCAUUGUGGGUGGAAAUGGUCAAGGAGCAGGAGCAAAUCAGUUCCGAUAUCUCCGUGGUUUGUCUUUCGAUCGACAAGGCAAUCUCUAUGUCGUCGAUGAGAACAAUAAUCGUGUUCAAUUUUUUUCAAUUCAAUAA